CAGUCUCUGUUGUGUGCGAACUGCCGUUAAAUAAGGAGAAGAAGAAGAACGCCCAUUUUGCUCUCCCACUCUGACCACCGACGUGAUUUAAAAUCUCCCACACAGAAGAGGACAAAAAGCUGCAAUGGACGGUGAUGUUGCAGUUGGUGUGAAGAGAGGCUCAGAUGAGCUCAACAUGUUCGGAAGCAGCCCCAAUUCACUGAGCGCAAACGGCAGUGACAGUAAGAAACAGCGUCUGGAGGAAUCCGCUCCCUCCAGAGUUCUUCACAUCAGGAAACUUCCCAAUGAAGUGUCAGAGACUGAAGUCAUCGCUCUCGGGCUGCCUUUUGGAAAGGUUACCAACAUACUGAUGUUAAAGGGGAAAAAUCAGGCGUUCCUGGAGUUGGGCACAGAGGAAGCAGCGAUCACCAUGGUGAACUACUACACAGCUGUCACACCACAGGUCAGAAACGCUCCUGUCUUCAUCCAGUACUCCAACCAUAAGGAACUAAAAACAGACUCUGCUCUCAACCAGAGAGCCCAGGCGGUGCUGCAGGCAGUGUCAGCAGUGCAGGAUGGAAGCUCUCCAUCCUCUGACCCGGGAGUUCUGGACCUUGCUCCGCCCCCCAGCCCGGUCCUGCGAAUUAUCAUUGACAAUAUGUUUUAUCCAGUGACACUAGAUGUGCUACAACAGAUCUUCAGUAAAUUCGGGACGGUCAUGAAGAUCAUAACCUUCACCAAGAACAACCAGUUUCAGGCUCUCCUGCAAUUCAGCGACCCUGUCAAUGCACAGCAAGCUAAGCUGUCUCUGGAUGGACAGAACAUCUAUAAUUCAUGCUGUACGCUGCGGAUAGACUUCAGUAAACUGGUCAACCUCAACGUCAAGUAUAACAAUGACAAGAGUCGAGAUUACACCAGACCUGACCUUCCUACUGGAGACGGAGAGUCAGCCAACAAGGAUCACUCCCUAUUAGGUACCCCAUCUGGAGCUCUUGCUUCCUACUCUAGUGGAGGAGGCUACUCAUCUUCUCUCUCCCUCUCCCAGGGUGGAGGAGGAGCCAUCAGUCCACUGAGUGCCGCAGCAGCAGCGGCGGCGGCUGCAGGCCGUGUUGCUCUGUCUGGCUCUGGAGUCUCAGGCGUCCUGUUGGCAUCCAACCUGAAUGAGGAGAUGGUCACGCCUCAAAGUCUCUUUACCCUCUUCGGAGUCUAUGGUGAUGUCCAGAGGGUGAAGAUCCUGUACAACAAAAAGGACAGUGCUCUGAUUCAGCUGUCUGAUGGCAACCAGGCUCAGCUAGCGAUGAGUCAUCUGAACGGCCAGAAGGUGUUCGGUAAAGUCAUGAGAGUGACCCUGUCCAAACAUCAGACUGUGGCUUUGCCCAGAGAGGGACUGGAUGACCAGUUACUGACUAAAGAUUUUUCUGGCUCACCUCUUCAUCGUUUUAAGAAACCAGGGUCCAAAAACUUCCAGAACAUCUUCCCGCCCUCUGCGACUCUUCACCUCUCCAAUGUCCGAGACGGUGUUGGUGAAGAGGAUCUACGUCUUCUGUUCUCUAACGGCGGAGGAACUGUCAAGGCCUUCAAGUUUUUCCAGGACCGUAAGAUGUCUUUGAUCCAGAUGUCGUCAGUAGAGGAGGCGAUACAGGCUCUGAUGGAGCUUCACAACUAUGACAUGGGAGGGAAUCACCACCUUAAAGUUUCCUUUUCAAAGUCCACCAUUUAACCCACAUCCUGACUCCUACAUGCUAAAUCUAUGAGAAGUCCCUACUUUGUGCAUUUUAACACUUUUUUUUUAAACCUCCUGUGCACCGUCUCCCCCCCCAAACCCUCCAAAUAAAUAAGUAGUUGAAUAUUUAUCACAGAAAUCUGCUUCAACCUCUAAAUUUUAAAAUUCAGAGUCAUCUUUCAGAAUCUAAAUGAAGCCUGAUACAUGUUCUUCAGGAGCAGAAGACUGAGUCCGUGUUCACCUGCAGGGUUUCACUCUGCAGUGUUUUUAAGUUCAGAGUAACUGAGCACAUUUUGACGUCACUGUAGUUUUAGUUUUAGUUUUAGUGUCAACACAGCUCACUUUAGACCACAGACAUCACUCAUGUUAGCCGGCAGAGACACAGACUUACUAAGAGUGUGCUGGUCCAGUCCUCUAAAUGACAUCCAGAUCACCUUUACUGGUUUCAGAUAAACCAUGUUUCUCCAAGGUACGAGCACACGGGAGAAGUUUGUUGUUAACAAUGUGUAAAAUCAAUCCACACUGUUUUCAUCUUCACUUUAAAUGAUCUCUUUUGAAUCGUCAGAACACAACGUUACUGUAAAGGCUUUGAAGCAACAAGUAGAAGAUUUCAAAAUGUUGCUGGUACAGAAUCAGACUCAAUCCAGCUUUUCUGGACUGGCUGAAGGUCUUGCUUUUAUUUCCACGCUCAGAACAACAGUUUGUAUUUUGAUGCGAAUCAUCGACCAUCAUGGCGUUUAAAGAGAAGUAAACAGUUAUUGAUUUGUCCGUUUGAAUCCCAUCCCAGUGUUCAGUACUUCAUUGCUGACUUGGUGCAAACACACACACACACACACACACACACACACAGAUUGCAUGCUGUCAAGGAUUCAACAUGUGAUUCUGGUCUUGGUCUCUGGAGUCCUGAGACCUUUAAGGACCAAAGUUAUGUGCCUUUAGCUUGUGGUCUGAUCUUUUUUAUGCCUGGUGGAAGUGUCACUUUGUUGAUCUCAUGUUGUAAACCUCUAUAAACAAGAAACAGGAAGUCCCUGUGUUAAGUAAACCUGCUCUCCCCAGGUCUCUGUCUAAAAACACAAGUAUUAGAACACCGGGUCUCUUCAUCCAGUCUUUGUUUUCACUCAUCUGUGGUUCUCGUUUGAAGCUGUGAGGUUUUUCCUUUCAGGAGAUUGUUGUGAUUUUUCUACCUGAGCUGAUUUCAUAUGUGGUAAGAUUUCAUAGUAGCCCAAAAUUCAAUGUGUCUUUUCUACCGAUGAGCCGUGGGGAGAUGAUGUUUGUGAGUUGGAGCCAGGUUCAGGCCUCGGGGCUCGUCUAUAUCUUUACCUGUCAAUAAAGUUCUCUCAUUCUACUCA
This is a messenger RNA of Notolabrus celidotus (New Zealand spotty), 3051 nucleotides long. Its product is annotated as polypyrimidine tract-binding protein 2-like. Gene Ontology annotation, cellular component: nucleus. Gene Ontology annotation, biological process: mRNA processing; regulation of RNA splicing. The transcript is spliced from 17 exons. Lineage: Eukaryota; Metazoa; Chordata; Actinopteri; Labriformes; Labridae. Gene Ontology annotation, molecular function: mRNA binding. The record is from RefSeq and is a predicted model, not a curated record. The coding region runs from base 125 to 1699 and encodes 524 amino acids.